Messenger RNA from Pocillopora verrucosa, 957 nucleotides. Lineage: Eukaryota; Metazoa; Cnidaria; Anthozoa; Scleractinia; Pocilloporidae. The record is from RefSeq and is a predicted model, not a curated record.
AUGGUGUCCACACAGGAGUUGAAGGCUGCCUGCGACAAAGAUCAGCAGAAGGAACCACUUAUCUCGCACAAAAUCCCAAACCGUCAGUGGGAAACAGGUGGAUGCGAUAUCUUCCAUUUUGAAGACAGAGACUACCUCUGCGCAGUAGAUUAUUAUUCCAGCUACUUUGAAAUCGACCAACUUAAAGACAAGACUGGCAAUGAAGUGAUCGAAACCCUGAAGCGACACUUCUCAACACAUGGAAUUCCCAACAGGCUGCAGACUGACAAUGGUCCGCCCUAUAGUUUUCGUGAGUUCCAACAGUUUAUGACAAGCUAUGACAUUGAACAUGUUACUAGCUCUCCACAUUACCCACAAAGCAAUGGCAAGGCAAAAAAUGCUAUCAAGACAGCUAAGAAUCUGCUAAAGAAAUCCAAGGCAGCUGGAACAGACCUCUACCUAGCUCUAUUGGCUUGGAGAAAUACACCCUCUGAAGGCCUAGAAAGUUCUCCAUCACAAAGAAUGUUUGGUCGCCGUACUAGGACACUGAUUCCUACGACUAAUGAACUCCUCAAACCCAAAAUAGUUGAGAAUGUCCGAGGAAAGCUCUUGAAGAGAAAACAACUGCAAGCCAAGCACUACAACAUCAGUGCCAAGGAACUUCCGCCCCUGAGAAAAGGAGAAAUUGUGCGUGUAAAGCCUACAGACAGGUCUGGUAGAUGGUUCAAGGCUCGUGUAGAGCAGCAAGUGGAUGUGAGAUCAUAUGAAGUCAGGACCGAGGAUGGAAAGAUCUUCAGGAGAAAUAGAAGACACCUCCGAAACAGUAAGGAGCCAGCAUGCACUAGGGGCAACCCUGAGCCCAUCCACAUGCCGGAACAGACUCACCUGUCCGAAAGUCUCACCAUCCCCAAACCUGCUGUCAGUCCUCCAAAAACCAGUGCUCCUUUUGAGGUACCACCACUUAAAGAAUCUCGAUAA